AUGAAAAUUGGUGCUUAGCAAAAGUUUACUGUUUGCAAUAUUAUUGCCUCACUCAUGAUUUUGAUACUGGGCCUGACACAUACGAUAGCCAUUUCAAAUUCUGGGUUGUUCCUCAUAUUAGACUUGCUGUUUUCGAUUAUAUUCUUGAUUUUGGAAUGGAAAUAAAAGUUCAUAAGUCAAACGAGCGAUUAUUACUUGGGAGUUACUCAAAUUAUAAUGAUCAUAAUUGAGAUCGAGAUGCUGAAAGAGAUUGCACAUGAAGUAUUGCUCUUAAAUUAUAUAACAAGGGAUCCUUUAUUUACAUUAUACUAAAACUCUUCGCCUUGAUUUAGAUUUUGUAAAUAUAAUUACUUUAAUCACUCCUAUUCUUUAUCGGACUUACGUAUCUGAUAGUAAGGUUCAAUUAAUUCUAGUAUGUUGUUUCAUACAUUGGAAUUGCUUUUGCACCAAUCAUUAUUGUAAAAUCCAAGCAUAGCUUUAGAUUUAUGAGCGAGAUGAUGCUAACGAACUUCUGGAAAUGCUGAAGGAAACUCUGCCUACUUCAAUUCUCGUUAUUGAUAAACAAUCAAAGAAGCCUCUCUAUCAUACCAAAAAUCUGGAAACUGAAUUUAAAUAUGAAAUCCUUCAUUCUGAUGAAUUUAUUAAAUGUCUUCAUUGUUUCUACUCUGAAAACAAAAUCAAAUUACAAAGUAUCAUUGAUAGUUUUCUUCCACAUAUGUAUAGUGCACAUCAACAUUUCAAGAUUUUAUUUUCCGAAAUAUUGGACAAUUGUCAAUAUUUAUCUUAGAGUCCCCUAUUUAAGAAGAUCUCAGGGUAAUUUGAUUCCCCUGAAGAUGAAUUCAACGAGGAACGAGAACACAAGAAUGAAAAUGAAAUUGUUAUUGAAACUCCAAAAUACAAGCAGCAUUCAAGACCCUCAAUCCUAUUAAGUGAGGAGACUCCUAAAUAUCAGAAAUCUAAAAUAAUAGAGGAAUUGAUAAUGAAAAGUUAAAGUUAAAAAACGAUUUGUUUAGUUUAAUUAAGGAAAAAGAAGUUGAAAAUUAAUUUAAAUAGUUGCCUAUGGUUUGGCAAAUAAGCCUUCAUGAUAAUAUUGUAAAGUAAAGAGAUUGACAAAUAAUUGCUCAAUUUAUAGGAACAAUUGAUUUAAUAAUAAUAAAUCAGUGAAAAUAAAGAUUUGAUUCUGGCAACAGUGUUUCAUGAUUUUAAAACUCCAAUCAACGGCAUUGUGUCCAUUUUGGAGAGCUUAGAUUGUAAAAGUGAAAUCACUCAAAUGGAAAAAUAUUAUCACAACAUCAUCAAGAAAAACGUUUAUUUAAUGCUUUAUAUGAUUUAUGACAUCCAAGAUUAUGCUCGAAUAUAAAAGAAACAAUUGAGAUUAUGUCUUACUGAUUUUUAUAUCAAUGAAAUAAUAGAUGAAGUUGUUGAAAUGUGUUUAAUUUAAGCAGAAUAAAAAGGAGUUGAAAUAAAAACAUAUUAUGACAUUCCCUCGUAUCAAAUUCACUCAGAUCCAAAUAGAAUUAAACAAAUUAUAAUGAACUUUCUGUCCAAUUCAUUGAAAUUUACAGAACAAGGUAGUAUCACAAUCUCAGUUCAAUCACUCAAUACUGAUAAGUCAUAACAUAUUAAACGUAGUAACACUUCCAAAAACAUACAGUAUUAAGUUGGAGAUCAAACUGUCUAGCAAAUUAGAAAAACGUUACAAGGAAAAUAUUAGGAAAGCUCUAUCAAUAGAUUAGUUUACUCAAUAUCAGUUGAAGAUACUGGCUGUGGCAUACCUGAUAAUAUCAAACCAUAACUAUUCAAUUUGUUUGCUACUUUUUCAAAUUAAAAGAUUGAGAAUAAAAGUGGAACAGGGAUUGGAUUGAUGGUUUGUAAGAAUCUUGUAGGUUUACUUGGUCCGUCAGAAAACAUAGAUCUUUGGAGUGAAUAAAAUGUGGGAACGAAGAUGACUUUUUAAAUCUAUGCGAAAUUGCAGGACAAAUCAAUGAAAUCAGCUAAUUAUAUCAGUUGUUUUAAGUAGGAACACUCUUCGUAAUAUCUGAGUAUUUAGUAACACGAUGAUUCAUCGAAUGGGAAAGAUAAUCAUUAAGUAAUAGUGAGAUCAUCUCUUGUGAGAAUCUACACAAAAGUGUAAGAAAAGACUGAAAAUGAUAUUAAUGAACCAUCUUCAGAGGAUCCUGAUUAAACGAAGACAAGAAAUAUAAUUUAAUUGAAAUCUUUGGGUUAAAAAUUAUUUAAACAAAAAACUUAUCCAAAAAUUAGAGAUUCUUAAGAGGUCUAGGAUCCAAGAAAAAAAUUAAGAAAAGUGUUAUAAAAUAAGAAAUUCGGAAUUUUAUUGGUGGAUGAUCAAAUCUUCAACUUGAUGGCAUUUAAGACGUUACUUCAGGACAUGAUAACUGGAUUAGAUAUUAUUGAAGCUUACAAUGGAUAGCAGGCGAUUAAUAAAGUAAUUUAACAAAUGGUAUUUUAGCUAUUGCAAAAUCAGAAGAGUUUAAACAUCAGAUAUGUAUUUCUGGAUCUAUAUAUGCCAAUUUUAAAUGGAUGGUAGGCUGCUGAAAAGAUUAGAAUCAUGGUAAAUGGUUGUAUUAUUGAUAGAUCAAUGAUAGAGAAAUUGAUGAUGUUAAAUUGGUUGCAUUAUCUGGUUUUGAUGAUGAAGAUGAAUAGGAGAAAUGCGAAAAAUUUGGAUUUGAUGCUUUCGUGCCAAAACCAAUAAAGUUGGAGGUUAUUGCAGAAGUCUUUUAUUAGCUUGAAAACAAGCAAUGA
This is a messenger RNA of Paramecium octaurelia, 2763 nucleotides long. The record is from the annotation of a GenBank genome assembly. NCBI's taxonomy places the organism in Eukaryota, Ciliophora, Oligohymenophorea, Peniculida, Parameciidae.